Molecule: messenger RNA, 930 nt
Organism: Pleurotus ostreatus (oyster mushroom)
Lineage: Eukaryota; Fungi; Basidiomycota; Agaricomycetes; Agaricales; Pleurotaceae
Exons: 4
Coding region: 1-930 (309 amino acids)
Source: RefSeq, a predicted model, not a curated record
AUGCCAACUGCAUUUCCCUGGCAUGUGUGGUCCACGAUGUCGAAGGAGAACGAUGGAGGGCGGGAGUUCGCGAGUCAGUCAUGCGAGAAGAAGAAUAUCGAGGGAGGACGAUCGAGGGCGGGGCUGCCCCGCAUUAUUGGCGCUCAAACCAAAGCCACGUGCGCGAUCGAAGUCCGCUCCGUUGCUUCCUUCAACACGCACCACGACGAUAGCGAGGACAAUGUAGACGGCAACGACGACGACUGGAUCCCGUAUCAACGCCCAACAUCCCGCUGCAUCCCAAACCUCGUCGAGUGCCUGCUGCCGACACUGCGGAGCACGCACGGCUGUACCACGAAGGGAGGACUAGGAGACGUGGGCGUAGGGGAAGAACUGGAUCACAUACCGAACCACGAGAAGCGAACGCGCCAGCGACAACUUAGCACGGCUACUCACCUGCGUCUUGUGCCCACAGUCCCGGCACGCGGCCCUCACAUCCAUGCGCACUCCGACGCCAGCGGUAUGAUCAACCAAAGCAGCCACCAGCCAGCGCUGUCGGAAGAAGCAGCUGGACCAACGUACACAUCGACUUGCGCGCGCAACGAGGGCGUACAAAAUGGGGGUGGGGCCGAAUCUCAGGAUCGCAAGGGAACGAACGUACGACCAAGGGAUAAGUCGAAUACCACGCCCGCUACAAGUCAAGGCAGUUUGCCACCUCGCCAGCUUGCAAUUACGAUACAAGCGCGGGAAUGGGAGAUGGCGAUUACAGGAGAUAGAAUGCGAGGGGGUUGGGAGGAGUCGCGACUACGGGAUCAUGGCCACCUUGUCACCGCGGCGCGUGGAACCGAAACUCCAAAUACCAAGGUGCAAAUGAAGCUAGCUGUGUACUCGGAUCCUCUCGAUCGUGCGAUCACUCAGAGCUAUGGUUCAGAGGCAAGUCCCGGAGGUUAG